AAAGUUUUCAGAGAUGCUUCCUGGAAAGUUAAAGCUGUGUUCCUCAGCAUCCCUGCUAUUAUUGAUCCUUGCCCAGUGGCUGUCCCUCACAGACGCCACCUUUGGCAACGAGUAUGUGCACAUAAAGGUUCAUGUGCCGAAGGAGACGGUGCCUGUGCUAAUCGAACCGGAGCCGCACAAGGUAAUACAUCACUAUCAUCAUCAUCCACGGGCCCGUGGGCGUGGACCACCCAAACCGAAGAGCAGUCCCGUACUGGAGAGCGUUAUCCUUUCGGACUUGGACAAUCCGCUGCACAUGAGCGAGCAUGCCGAGUACCUGAACCAUGCCAAGGAGCUGGCCGAUCAUUUGAGUGAAAGCUAUGCGGCGAAGAAGCCGCUGCCGCUGCCGCCACCGCCAGCGCCGCCCAAAAAGAAGGUCAACACCUACACGGUUAUUGAAGAGAAACACCGCCCGGUUCCAAGCAGCAGUUACGAAUACGACGACUUGGGCGAGGGCUCGCCCCAUAGUGUCGAAACGUACCGCGUAAUUGAUCAGCGCCCUCAGCACCACAAGCACACAGACUACAAGUAUUCGCAAAUGGACAGUGAGGAGGGCUAUCAAUAUCCGGCGCCUGUCAGUCGCUAUCAUCGAGGCAAACCCUCCUCCUCCUCCUCUUCCUCGUAUCAUGGUUCGUAUGCGGAGCCAGCUCCCGUAGAAGAGCCACAGGAUCUGGAGCAGGACUACCAGCCAGCCCCUGACUAUGCUUCCUAUAUGCAAGCAGCGCGUGGUCUGAAAGCCGCACGGUUUCCAGCCCACACCCUCGAGGCACCCGAAGAGUCGGCUUCCAGUCAGUACGGCUAUGGCGGCGGAGGUGGCUCUGAUUUUCGACCCUCGCCACAGCUGCACCCAGAACUGGAUGCCUAUGAUGAUGAGCCGGAUAGUUAUGUGACACCUUUGACGCCCAGACGACGUCGACCGGAGCUAGAUUGGUCCGAGUUGAACGGCUACAAUAGGGCAGCUGCAGAGAGCUAUAGCGGCAUCGAUAGUUACAGUGCGGGCCACGUCCAGGGUCUGGGCAGCAGUGGUUACAAAUAUGCGGGGCCCUACGCUCACUAA
This is a messenger RNA of Scaptodrosophila lebanonensis, 1096 nucleotides long. RefSeq lists its product as uncharacterized. The coding region runs from base 14 to 1096 and encodes 360 amino acids. The transcript has 2 exons. Lineage: Eukaryota; Metazoa; Arthropoda; Insecta; Diptera; Drosophilidae. The record is from RefSeq and is a predicted model, not a curated record.